AUGACGAUGAAUGGUGGAAAUGAUGUCACUGUGCACGCAGUUUUGGUGCCCUUCCCUGCGCAGGGCCACGUGAACGCUCUCAUACAUCUCGCCUAUCUCUUGGCCGCACGAGGUUUUUUCAUCACUUUUGUCAAUACAGAGUGGACUGAGAAACGCAUGUUUGGAAGUAUAGAGCUCAAGUCGCAACUGCACCACUCCAAACCCAAUUUCCGAUUUUUGUCAUUCCCGGACGGCUUACCGCUGGAGCUUGCCCGCACCUCCCACAUGGGCGAAUUAUUUACAACGCUGGCAAAACGUGGACACGUCUUGGAGGCCCUCCUCUGCACUCACACUGGGAAUGACUUUCCUCCCCUCACAUGCAUCGUAUCAGACAGUUCCAUGUCGUGCACCGCAUCAUUGGCCAGAGUCGUCUUUUGGCCUGGUUGUGCCGCUGCCUCUAUUGUUCAGAAAUAUGCUCAUUCUCUCCUUUCCCAGGGCCACAUUCCUGUCAAAGGUAUUCUUCUACUCUACUUUUAA
Molecule: messenger RNA, 516 nt
Organism: Cryptomeria japonica (Japanese cedar)
Lineage: Eukaryota; Viridiplantae; Streptophyta; Pinopsida; Cupressales; Cupressaceae
Product: UDP-glycosyltransferase 85A4-like
Exons: 1
Coding region: 1-516 (171 amino acids)
Source: RefSeq, a predicted model, not a curated record